Molecule: messenger RNA, 315 nt
Organism: Chroicocephalus ridibundus (black-headed gull)
Lineage: Eukaryota; Metazoa; Chordata; Aves; Charadriiformes; Laridae
Product: ubiquinol-cytochrome-c reductase complex assembly factor 3
Exons: 2
Coding region: 39-290 (83 amino acids)
Biological process (GO): mitochondrial respiratory chain complex III assembly
Source: RefSeq, a predicted model, not a curated record
GGCGCGCGCGGCGCAGAGCGGCCCGCGGAGGCGUGGCCAUGGAGGCGGCGCGGCGCUGGGCGCGGGCGCUGCUGCGGGGCGCGGUGCCGGUAGCGGCCGGGCUGCUGCUGUGGGUGGCGGUGGGCGCGGGCGAGGAGCGGCGCCAGCAGACGCUGAAGGCGCUGCCCGAGGUGAGCCCCGAGCUCCUGGCGCAGCGGCGGCGGCAGAACGAGCUGGUGAUGGCGGCGCUGCGGGAGGCGGCCGAGACCGACGAGAACGUGGCGCGGCGGCCGGUGCCGUGGCGGAAGUAACGGCGGCGCACCGGGACAAUCCCUC